AAACAUGAGACUUGGUCUCUAUGGUUACAGUACACUUCCCUUUUACGCUUUCAGAGGUAGAUUCCAGCCGCGAUGGAGCAGGCCUGCUCAAGUGACUGCCUUCCUGGAACAGUAUCCAAAGGAGCAAAGACCCAUGAAUAUUAUCAUACUUCAGAAAAUUUACCUACACGAUUUGACAAUCCAGCCCAAACAGACACCAGUGGUUCCCGAUGGUAUGUGGAGGAUCGUAACAGAGGAAACCCCGUGGUCACAUUUACUGGACCACUUGACUAUAAGCCAUAUAAGGCACCUUCUGGCUCAGAAUGGUUUCAAGGAUAUGGUGGAAAAAAUCAACAUCCUAUGUAUCGCACAUCAAAUUCCAACUAUGGAGCAAGAGCUCCCUCAGUCCACACCAUGCCAACACAGUUCCAUGCCAAGUCACAGAAAUUCUCUAUGCACCUAGGUAAAUGUGGUAUGUACCGUAACUGUUCCCUUAACACAGAAGUGGACAAGAGCAAGGUUUAAUAAGGAUACCACAGAUACCCUUCAAGUUUUCAGUGCAGUGCUUCACCACCAUGCAUUAUCUGUAUGGAGAAGCAAAUGUUGAAGAAAAACUUAAGAGUGUUUUUGGUUCUUUUUGCUGGUCAUAAUGUUCAGAUGUCCUGUUUCACUCAUUUUACCAUUUGAGUGCCAGUUCCAAUUCAUGGCCACCUUUAAGUGCACAGCACACACUUUACCGUGAAAUAUUUUCUAAGGCAAGUAAAAUAUUUCCCCACAAUCUGUGGAUUUCUGCCUUCAUUUUCUUAGAACAGUAUUGUUUUAUUUAUGGAAUGUAUUUAUUUCUAUUAAAGGUAAUUUUUGUAAGUGGUGGUAUGGGGAUAUUUUGAAGUAUUACAAGGAAUUUUAUUCCAGUUAUUAUUUUGAAAUAUUUAGUAAAUUAUUGCAGAGCACAGACUGUCUUGUCAUAAAUACCCAUGGACUUUAUUCCUCUUGUUCUGUCAUUGUAUAAGUCACUUCAAGAUCAUUAUAACAUAUGAAAUACA
Messenger RNA from Pomacea canaliculata, 1022 nucleotides. RefSeq names its product UPF0691 protein C9orf116 homolog. The coding region runs from base 73 to 504 and encodes 143 amino acids. Gene Ontology annotation, biological process: axoneme assembly. Gene Ontology annotation, cellular component: axonemal microtubule. NCBI's taxonomy places the organism in Eukaryota, Metazoa, Mollusca, Gastropoda, Architaenioglossa, Ampullariidae. The record is from RefSeq and is a predicted model, not a curated record. The transcript has 5 exons.